AAAAAAACGGCAAAAAUUCAUCCCUUUCACAAAUUUCCGGCCGAUCCAAUGGAGCAAACCCCAUCGUCUCCACAGCCCACCGACCAACAACCGCCUCCGCAAAACCCUCAACCAAAGCCCGCCACCCUCACCGACGCCGCUUCCACGACACCCUCCUCCCUCCCGCCGCCCGCGGCCACCAGCUCGUUCCCAAAUCCAAACCCCAACUUCACCGCUGCCUCAAACCCCCCGGCAGCGACGCAAUCCCAGCAAUCAACUCCCACUUCACAAGCAAGGCCGACAUUUGGUACUCGCCCAUGGCAGCAGCAACCCUCCUACUCGCAUUUCUCUCUGCCUUCGCCUCCCAAUCCCGCUUCCUCUUCCUCGACACCGCCGUCGGUCUCCGCCCCGUCUCCUCCUCGCGGCGGAAUAGCCAUCGGAGUCCCUGCCCAAAUACCCUCCGCCUCUCCAUCACCUCCGGCAUCGUUUUCUUCUCUCACUCCCCCAUCUUAUGGCCAACAAUCCCAGAUAAGACAGCCGAUGCAAGGAAUGGGGAUUACUGGCACACUUGGUACAGCAUCUGCAAUGCGGCCUCUCCAUCAGUUGAGGGCUCCUGCACAACCUCAAAGACCUCAGGCUAGCUCAAGUAGCCCGUCUCUUGCUGGGCAGAAUUUCCAAGGACACGGCAUUCACAGUUCUCAAACUCAGUCCCAGACUCAACCAUGGUUAUCUUCCGGAACUCAAGGCAAACCUCCAUUGCCACCCCCUACUUUUCGGCCACAAGCGGGUCCCCAGUCAUUCCAGCCAAGGUCAAUCACCCAGCAACUUCAGAAUAACAUGUCUACCUCCUCACAGCAGCAGAUAAUCGGCUCAAACCAACAUUCACCACAACCCUCAGCCUCAGGCCAGCCACAGGACCAUUUUACCCCCCAAAUCCCGACUUCAAGGACUCAACAGUCUUUGCCUCAUCAACAACAGGUCUCAAGGGGCCCAGGAUCAGGAAUCCAAAGGCCCCCUAUUGGCUUGACCCAACCUGGCAAAACAAUGAGUGUCGACACAGACGAGUCUUCAAAGAGACUCUUGAGCAAGAGAAGCAUUCAGGAAAUUGUGAACCAGAUUGAUCCAUCUGAAAAGUUAGAUCCUGAGGUUGAAGACAUUCUUAUCGACUUUGCUGAAGAUUUUGUGGAAUCAAUAACAACAUUUGGAUGUUCAUUGGCCAAGCAUAGAAAAUCUACCACUUUGGAAGCAAAGGACAUCAUGCUACAUCUUGAAAGAAACUGGAACAUUACUCUUCCUGGGUUUGGUGGAGAUGAGAUUAAGCUGUACAAAAAACCAACAGUAACUGAGAUUCACAGAGAAAGGCUUGCUGCUAUAAAGAAGUCAAUUUUGACCACUGAAAUGGCGAGUAAAACUCCUGCUGGACCACCUGGUGCUUCUUCCAAAGGUCAUCUUGCGAAAGGACCUUCUGGUAAUAUCGGUGCCCCUUCAAAUCCAAAAAUCCGUGAAGCUACAUGAGGCACCUCAUGAGGGCAGUUAUUUUUCAGGUCGAAUUUGAGAGCAGGUGAGAGAAAGAGUGAAUAAUCUGUGAUGUCGAACCUAACAAGAAGUAUUUUAAGCAUGUGCAUGAAAUUACAAAUGAUCUAUGGAGAUGGAAAAUCUUGGUGUUGAGUGCUAGUGGGCUAUGUUUUUCCAUGUUUUCGACCGAAUACCGAAGAAAUGAAUCAUGUGUUUUCAAUGGGGUGAAUGUCCAAUUCUUAUUUGAUUUGCUACAACAUCUUUUGUGAAUCCAAAAUGCUAAAAUGGUUGGAAACACUCCAAAGGAGGCAUUAAUCGUAUGGGUGUUUUGAGUUACAAAAGGAAAAUACAGGCAUCAGGAGCCACUAGAAGCUUUUGUCGUGUUCGAGAGUUGAGAAUUUAAUUGGGUGACUACUUUUGGAAAUAACACUAUGCUCGCCUCUUUUUCCGCCGAGAUCAAGAAAAUGUAUCUUUUAUUUUGGUCUCGUUGUCUAAUUUGUUUUAGUUAUUGCACAAGCUCUUGGGUCAGUUCAUAUAUUAGAUUGUUGCAAAGGAUUUUUGCAUGCAGAUAAUCAAUCAGAAUGAAUAUUUGCUGGCUGCAACUAGGUCUUUUAGAUUUUUCUGUCUCCCUCACAGUUAUGCUAAAAUUUACACUCUGAAUUUGGCACACCAAGUUAUUACUGCCCUAGGGAAGUCUGGACUAUAUCAGGUUAAUUUUUGUAUAGGGGUCAGUUUUUCUAUGUCAAAAGACAUGUUUGUCUGAUUAUGUUUUCAUGAAAACUUGAACUUAAG
Messenger RNA from Striga asiatica, 2286 nucleotides. Lineage: Eukaryota; Viridiplantae; Streptophyta; Magnoliopsida; Lamiales; Orobanchaceae. The record is from the annotation of a GenBank genome assembly.